UUACUCCGUUGAUGAUUCUGCAUUUUAUUUUUGACAUUUAUCAAACAAAAGUAUUUGCAUAGGUAGAAUUGUAACUAUUAAAGUUUUUGGGGACUAGGGCUUACGGUGCUUAAAUUUCGAAAAAUAGUUAGAAUUGAUUUUUGAUUUGGCUUCAUUGUAACUACUUAAAUUCUUGAAAAUGGAUCGAUUGCUUCGCCUUGGUGGAGGAAUGCCCGGUUUGAGUCAAGCGCCGCCCCCAUCAGAUGCUCCAGUGGUAGAUACUGCAGAGCAGGUCUACAUAUCUUCGUUGGCUCUCUUGAAAAUGCUAAAACAUGGUCGGGCGGGCGUACCUAUGGAGGUUAUGGGUCUUAUGUUGGGAGAAUUUGUCGAUGAUUAUACGGUACGAGUAAUAGACGUUUUUGCCAUGCCCCAGACUGGUACCGGUGUUAGUGUUGAAGCAGUAGAUCCGGUAUUUCAAGCAAAAAUGUUGGACAUGCUGCGGCAAACUGGAAGACCAGAAAUGGUCGUGGGUUGGUACCACUCUCACCCUGGAUUUGGUUGUUGGUUAUCUGGGGUCGAUAUUAACACCCAGCAAUCUUUUGAAGCUCUCUCUGAAAGAGCUGUGGCAGUUGUAGUUGAUCCAAUUCAAUCAGUUAAAGGAAAGGUUGUGAUUGAUGCAUUUCGUCUUAUAAAUCCAAAUAUGAUGGUUUUGGGCCAGGAACCCAGACAAACAACUUCUAAUUUGGGACACCUUCAGAAACCAUCAGUACAAGCUUUAAUUCAUGGCUUAAAUAGACAUUACUAUUCUAUAAGUAUUAAUUAUAGAAAAAAUGAGCUGGAACAGAAAAUGUUACUUAACUUGCACAAAAAGUCAUGGAUGGAUGGUCUCACUUUGGCCGAUUACUCCGAGAAUUGUAGUGUAAACGAGAAAACUGUGGGUGAAAUGUUGGAACUGGCAAAGAAUUAUAACAAGGCGCUUGAAGAAGAAGAAAAGAUGACUCCUGAACAACUGGCCAUAAAGAAUGUCGGCAAACAAGAUCCGAAAAGGCACUUGGAAGAAAAAGUUGAUGUUUUGAUGACUAAUAACAUUGUGCAGUGUUUGGGUGCUAUGUUGGACACAGUUGUAUUUAAAUGAUCUAUUUUAUUAUGGGGUGUGUUUGUACUAUGAUUGUGUUUAACAUUUAAGGUAUUUUUCAAUAAAUUCUUUGUUUCCUUA
Messenger RNA from Cylas formicarius (sweet potato weevil), 1195 nucleotides. RefSeq names its product 26S proteasome non-ATPase regulatory subunit 14 (gene Rpn11). NCBI's taxonomy places the organism in Eukaryota, Metazoa, Arthropoda, Insecta, Coleoptera, Brentidae. The record is from RefSeq and is a predicted model, not a curated record. The coding region runs from base 179 to 1114 and encodes 311 amino acids. Gene Ontology annotation, molecular function: protein binding; proteasome binding; metallopeptidase activity. Gene Ontology annotation, biological process: proteasome-mediated ubiquitin-dependent protein catabolic process; protein deubiquitination. The transcript is spliced from 3 exons. Gene Ontology annotation, cellular component: proteasome regulatory particle, lid subcomplex.